Molecule: messenger RNA, 1396 nt
Organism: Arvicanthis niloticus (Nile rat)
Lineage: Eukaryota; Metazoa; Chordata; Mammalia; Rodentia; Muridae
Source: RefSeq, a predicted model, not a curated record
AUGGAGGGGAAGAGACAGCUGGAUAGAAGGGACUUUGGUAAAAGACUGUCUCUGGACAGCAGUCUUGUGGAAUACAUGGACUCUAACAAGUGCAUUGAACACCUGCUGGCACAGCUCAGGGAGCAACACAGAAGUCUCUGGCGGGAGAAGCUGGCUGUGGCCAGGCUGCAGAGAGAAGUUGCCCAAAGGACAAGCCAAGGGGCCAUGCAGGAGAAGCUGAUACAUGAGUUGGAAGAGGAACGGCACUUGAGGCUACAGAGUGAGGAACGGUUGCGGGAGGUGACCCUGGAGUCAGAGCGCAACAGGAUCCAGAUGCGUGGCCUGCAGCAGCAGUUUUCCAGAAUGGAAGAAACUGUCCGAAGUCUGCUGCAGAGCCAAGGAUCUCCAGAGCAGAAAAAGGAAGAACCUGCCAAGAUCACAGCCUACCAGGAAAGAGUAUCUGAAGAAGAGAGAAAAGAGCAAGCAGCACUGGGUGAUCUCCAUGUAGCAGCUGAUGAGGACUCUAGAAGUGAGCACAGCAGUGUGGAGGAGGGGAAAGAAGACAGCAGACUGCUCCUGAAGAGACUGAAGGCUCUGGAGGCAGAGAAUUCAGCACUGGCGCUGGAAAACGAGAAUCAGAGAGAACAGUAUGAGAGAUGUCUUGAUGAGGUAGCCAACCAAGUUGUUCGAGCUCUACUCACUCAAAAGGAUCUAAGGGAGGAAUGUGUAAAGUUGAAAACGAGAGUGUUUGACUUGGAGCAACAGAACCGGGCACUCAGCAUCCUGUUCCAACAGCGAGUCAGACCAGCUUCUGACGUGCUCCUCCAGGGGCCAGAGGUUGAUGAAGAUGUACGGGAAGAUGAAGAAGAUAGAGUUGCUGACGCUACGGUCCAGAGCCAUGUGAUAGAAUCGAACUGCCAGAUGAGAACACUGGACAGCGGGAUUGGAACCUUCCCCCUCCCAGACUCAGGAAACCGCUCAAUAGGACGAUACAUAUGCCAGCAAGACUCCCCAGAGGACACUGAUCCCCUCCUGCCUCUCCAGCCAGCCCCUUCCGUGGCAUCCCCUGCCAGAGCCCAAACCCUUGACCGUGAAGUGCCUUCCUCCUCAGACAGCCAGAGCUCCUCGGAGUCCACCAUCGUCCAUUCCAUAUCUGACCCCAGCAUGAUGGCCAGAGGGAUGAGAGCCUCACAGAGUCACCUUCCCAAGCCCACCUCCUCAGGAAAAUCUAGCUUUGAAAAGCCUAAUGGAGCAGAGUCUAAGGCCCACACUGGCCCAUCAUUCGAAUAUGCUGAGGAUGCAGUGGCAAGUGAGCCCCUUUCAGAAUGGAGGGGCGAAGAUGCUACUACCGAGACCCAGGUGGUGGUAACACCUCACCCUGAAUCCCCUGUGGAAUGAAAGAGCCAUGAUUAAGCUG